Messenger RNA from Penicillium oxalicum, 1035 nucleotides. RefSeq names its product Gfo/Idh/MocA family protein. The transcript has 5 exons. Gene Ontology annotation, molecular function: nucleotide binding; oxidoreductase activity. The record is from RefSeq and is a predicted model, not a curated record. Bases 1 to 1035 code for a protein of 344 amino acids. Gene Ontology annotation, biological process: NADPH regeneration. Gene Ontology annotation, cellular component: cytoplasm. Lineage: Eukaryota; Fungi; Ascomycota; Eurotiomycetes; Eurotiales; Aspergillaceae.
AUGUCGAUCGGUGUAGCCAUCAUUGGUAGUGGCAACUUUGCCAAGGAGCAGCAUCUGCCAGCGGUUCGAGCUGCCACCGAACUCGAUCUCAAGGCCAUCUACUCUCGGUCUCUGACCUCGGCCAAAAAUCUGGCGAGUGGCGCACCCGAUUGUGAUCUCUACUCCGACGACUCUGGUUCCGGGAAAUCAUACGAGGACCUGCUCGCCCGUUCAGAUAUUAGUGCCGUGAUCAUUGGUCUGCCCAUCUUGGUUCAGCCCGAGUUUAUCAAGAAGGCGCUUCUAGCUGGCAAACAUGUUCUCUCGGAGAAACCCAUCGCCAAGGAUGUGAUUGCUGCACGAGCGCUGUUGCAAUGGUACCAGACCACGUUCGACACGCAGAAGCUGAUCUGGGCCGUGGGGGAGAACUUCCGGUACAUGACCAAGUUUCUCUACGCUGCCGACAAGGUCCGCAACAUGGGCCAAGUUCGACGAUUCAGAGUAAAUGUGCAAAGCUUGGUUAAACAGGAUAACAAAUAUUAUUUGACCCUCUGGCGACAGUCACCGGGCUACCAGGGAGGAUUCCUACUAGAUGGCGGAGUGCAUAUGCUUGCGGGGCUUCGAAUGAUUCUAGGGCCCAAAAACCGUAUAGUGUCUGUGUCUGCCCAGACUCAGCAAUUGCAGAAUUACCUUCCACCCAUUGACACUCUUGACGCGGUUACUCAGACAGAACUGGGCGCAACGGGAACAAUCUCGCUGUCCUGGGGCUCACGGUUCACGGACAGCCUCUUUGAGUUUGAAUGUGAGAAGGGAACGGUCAAGAUCCAGUUUGACGACGUCAUGGUCAAUGAUGAGGUUCAUCAUAUCGAAUUUGAUGGCAAGGGGGUGGUGCCGGAGGUGAGAGAGUUUGCGGAGACGAUCCUUCGCGGCGACCCCGUUGCAAAGAGACAAUCACCCGAGGAAGCUUUGGCAGAUCUAUCACUCCUUGAGCAGAUGAUGCGGAGUGGUGAGCAUGAUGGAGAUCGAAUGAUGCUUCAUUUCCAGGUUCGAGACUCCUAG